GUGCGAGAGCGUGUGUGGAUCUAAUAUCUCCUACCUGUCCUUGUCACUCUGAUCACUGCAGAGGAAGCCGCUGCGAGUACGGCUUUGCUCCAUGGCCUUUUUUCACACAUUUGUCAGGAGGAUUUCGGAGUCUUUGUUGGCGAGCUGAGCGCGGACGAACAGGCGUCGGGACUUGAUUUGCCUUUUUGACAGCCAGUCUCUGUUUAUCCAUGAACUCUAUGAGGGACCCAUUAGACCACCAGCAUCUCACAGGGACUAAACUUGCAUCCACGCACCACGCGGCUCUGACCAUGUCCAGUUUACAGCCGCUGCAGCGGUCAGUGGAGUCUAAACACCGUCUGGACGUGCACACGGUGUCGGACACCUCUAGUCCCGAAUCUGUGGAAAAAGAGAAGAUCCAAACUAAAAACGACGACUCCUCAGACGAUCCCUCCAAAAAGAAGCGGCAGCGGCGGCAGAGGACUCACUUCACCAGCCAGCAGCUGCAGGAGCUGGAGGCAACUUUCCAGCGGAACCGGUACCCGGACAUGAGCACCAGGGAGGAGAUCGCAGUCUGGACCAACCUCACGGAAGCGCGGGUCAGGGUUUGGUUCAAGAACCGACGAGCCAAGUGGAGGAAGCGCGAGCGGAACCAACAAGCCGAACUGUGCAAGAACGGCUUCGGCCCGCAGUUCAACGGACUCAUGCAGCCGUACGACGACAUGUAUCCGAGCUACACGUACAACAACUGGGCCGCCAAGGGCCUGACGUCCGCCUCGCUCUCCACCAAAAGCUUCCCUUUCUUCAACUCCAUGAACGUCAACCCGCUUUCCUCGCAGACCAUGUUCUCCCCCCCGAACUCCAUCUCCUCCAUGACUUCCAGCAUGGUUCCGUCCGCGGUCACCGGGGUUCCGGGCUCCAGCCUCAACAGCCUCAACAACCUCAACAACCUCAGUAAUCCGUCCCUCAACUCGGGGGUGCCCUCGUCGGCGUGUCCUUACGCGCCCCCGACCCCGCCCUACGUGUACCGGGACACUUGUAACUCCAGCCUGGCGAGCCUGAGACUGAAAGCGAAGCAGCACUCGAGUUUUGGAUACGCCAGCGUCCAGAACCCAGCCACCAACCUGAGCGCAUGCCAGUACGCGGUGGACCGGCCGGUCUAAUCUCACCUGCACUGCAGAAAAUGACCAGAAGCCGCCGGUUCUUCUUCUCCUUGUCGUGUUGUCCCGAGCAGGGGCGCUCCCAGGAGGGGGCCUCGAGUUUCACCCCGCCCCCACACCACCUCCACCACCACAUUUUUGGCACUUAUGUUUUACAUCUGAAGGCACCACAACAACAUACGCAAAGAAAUGAACAGCUCGCGACUCCUCUCAUAUUUCAUGACAGAUGGUAAACAAAGAAUAUUGCGGUUUGUAUGUGCUCACUGAAACUUUCUUCACCCAUGAACACUUUCAGGUUCGGCAGCGCAAUAUCAUCAAAGUCUUUUCUUAACUUCAAACUACGCAUGUUAAGUUGCGAAUACAACUAAACAGUGUCCUUGUUGAAAGAUAAACCUAAAGUAAAGAUUCUAUAAAAUUUAUUAUUCACUUUUCAGUGCCAUCUAUUCAAGAUAUUACUGUUCAGAUCAUUCAAAGGAUUUUUUUAGUAACAAUUUGAGGUUUUCUUUUUAUUGAAAGGGAAAAUAUUCAAACGAAACCAAACUUCAUCAUCUUCUACUCACUGGACUUUAGGAUAAGCAUCUUCUGUCACAAGGAAGUGAAACAGUCUCAAAGAUGAUGAAAUUGAAAAGCCACUGAAUUUUAGAGCUGAACAUUACUUUGUGAAUGGUGAAUUCCACCACAAUAAUGGGAGCUUUUUUUGCCAUUGGAUUGCAACUAAACUUUGUAAUUAGAAACUCCAUGAAAGCAGCACUUAAAGCUUCAAUAGUGCAGUCUAUAAGUUGGUGAGAAAACAAGUUCACAGAACUUCCACCGAACACAACCAACAUUUAAACUAGGGGUAGUGGAUGUCAUGUGACCAACAUCCCUUUUUCUUUUCCUUUGUUAAGCGCUGAUUGUCUCUCUCAUUUAAUACAAAACUAUUUCCGGAGCAACAUCAGCACAGAACCAUUCUGAUAGCUCACUUUCCAAGUGAGUUGAGCACUGACCUCCAUCAUCUUUGUGUUGUCUUUCAAAAUCUUGCAUUUGUUUUUGACAUUAGACAGUAAACAACAGCAUCAACCAUGAAAAUGAGAAGCCCUCUGUGUGUCAUUUAAUAGUCCAGUGAAAUAAACUCAACACUACAAGCUUGACUCUACCACAGAUUAUUAUUUCUUUUCUAUGGGCUUUUCUGUCAUAUGCAACGUCAUCGUCAACGUAGUGCUGUUCCUUGGGCUCCCGAUAUAGACAAUGAAUGACUGUGUCACCAUUUCUACAUUUUGGAGCAAGGGAUCACUGAAGAAAAAGACGUCUUUGGCUGCAACAUAAUGAGAAACAAGGGAGUAGUUAGCUUCUUACGGAAGAGGAUCACUCCAUCUGUCUCAUGGCCACUGUUACUCUCAAUGACUCCACUGCAACGGUGGAAGUUCUCAUUUGAAGUGAUAAGUGUGUAUCAUCUAUAUCGACUCUAAGAGGAUCCCAAAACACAGCAACUAUUGUCAACACAGAUCCAAAUCAACAGACAAUCAAAAUGUCAUUUUUAUUUUUAUUUACAUGCCAAGAAGAAGUUGUGCACCUCAAUAUCCCGAGCUUGUAAUUCAGUGGCACUUCGGAAACUUGCUCCAACACCUUGUCAGUGUCACUCCGUGUCGGCUUGCUGGUCAUUUUUUGCAGUGUGUGUGUGGCUUCAUCACCAACCAACGGCCAGAGGAACAAGAGACUACUACUUUGACUUUUCAUUUGAAGAAGGGCACUAGAAGACUGAAGUGAACCACUGAACUGGGAGAUUUGGGUCCCUCCCCGCCCCCUAAACCCUCUUUUUAUUUUGGGAGAAAAAAGAAUUUCCCGGUCUGUUCAUCAUUGUUCGUUCUGGACUCCAAUUGUCGAUCGAAAGGUUGUAAAUAUCUCUAUAUAAUUGACUCAUCAUCUCUUGUUUUUGUCAAAUGCGCUACAGUGCUCCACUAAUGAACUAUUUGCAUGUGGGCGAAGAAGAAAAAAGAAAAGCCAAAAUUUUGCUUGCAAACUAAAAAAAAAAAAAAAGGGAAUGUAAAUAUUUUAAAAACGCACCAGUUGUGUGUUUCGAACAUAUAAUAAAUUUAUGAUUAAUGUCUGUGUGGGUUUAGAAUAGAAAUUCUGGAUUUAAUGUUCCUGGUUUUCUGUGUAUACUAUUUGGUACGGAAUAAUGAUUUUUUUUUUUUUUCCUCCCCAAACAUCCCAAAAAAAUAUUGUGUUUUAUUUAAUGGAAGUAAAUAUA
Molecule: messenger RNA, 3369 nt
Organism: Synchiropus splendidus (mandarinfish)
Lineage: Eukaryota; Metazoa; Chordata; Actinopteri; Syngnathiformes; Callionymidae
Gene: pitx2
Product: paired-like homeodomain 2
Exons: 3
Coding region: 210-1142 (310 amino acids)
Biological process (GO): regulation of transcription by RNA polymerase II; anatomical structure morphogenesis
Cellular component (GO): nucleus
Molecular function (GO): DNA-binding transcription factor activity, RNA polymerase II-specific; RNA polymerase II cis-regulatory region sequence-specific DNA binding
Source: RefSeq, a predicted model, not a curated record